UGUAAAACAUACUCAUUAGUGCGAAUUAUAUAUUAGUGAUUAACGCUUGUUUAAUAAGUAUACUUAAAAACAAACAUGGUUAUGGAUAUUUUAGAAAUGGAUGCAAUAUUUGCUUUAAAUCAGCUGCAAAGCAAUGCCGCAACUUUAGAAAAGAGUCGUGAAAAACGAAAAUUGUCAAACAGCAUGCACAGACAACGUGAAAAUGAUUGUAGCAAGUAUUGUUUAAGGUCUGGAAUCAACUUUGAUCAGUUGGAUACACUUCCUGUAAUUCAUAUAGCCGGUACAAAAGGUAAAGGCACCACAAGUGCAUUUUGUGAGAGUAUAUUACGACAACAUGGCUAUAAAACUGGAUUUUUUUCAUCGCCACAUUUAAUAUCAGUUCGAGAACGAAUACGUUUGAAUGGAAAACCAAUUGAUAAAAUAGAUUUUAUCAAAUAUUUCUGGUCUGUUCAUGAAAAAUUGGAGAAUAAUAAGGAAAAUGAAACUGAUAUGCCGCCAUAUUUUCAAUUUUUAACAAUUUUAGCCUUUAAUAUAUUUUUGAGUGAAAAAGUUGAUGUUGCUGUUGUUGAAGUUGGAAUUGGUGGGGAAUAUGAUUGUACGAAUAUUUUAAGAAAAGUACCAGUAGUUGGUAUUACAUCAUUGGGCAUGGAUCACACGUCCUUAUUAGGCAAUACUAUUGAAGAAAUUGCAUGGCAAAAAAGUGGUAUUAUGAAACCAGAUUGUAAAGCAUUUACUGUACCUCAAGCGAGCAAUGCGCUUAAAGUAUUACAAAAUAGGAGUAUUGAAAAAAAUUGUUCACUUCAAAUAGUACCUGAUUUUAAUGAAUACGAAUUUGAAACUAACAUGAAACAAUUACAAAAUAAACUUACUGACGUUCAGCAAAUUAAUGCAUCGUUAGCAAUACAACUUUCAUAUGCUUUUAUGAAUAUUGAUAGUUCGAAAAUUAACGAAAAAACCGUUCAAGGUUUACUCAAUUGUCGUUGGCCAGGAAGAACUCAAAUUUUAGACACAUCAAUGGCAAGAUUCUUUUUGGAUGGUGCACAUACUAUUGAAAGUUUAGCCAAAUGUAUUGAGUGGUUUACAAAACAAAUAGGUGUCUCAGAUAAUGAAAAUAUUUUAAUCUUCAAUGUAACAGGUGAUAGAGAUUCUCAACAAUUACUGAAAUUGUUAAAUAAUGUAAAUUUUAAAAAUGUAAUUUUUGUACCAAAUAAUGCUUACGCACAAGAUGACAAUCAUUUAGAUCAAGUCAAUUACAACAGUCCCACAAACUUGCAAUUGAAACGAUGUGAAGAUCAUAAGAAAAUUUGGGAAAAUAUUAAUAAAAAUAAAUCAAUUGUUAAUGUAUAUCCAAGUGUAUCACACGCUUUGGAAAUGUUAAAAUUGCAUGAGAAAAAACCUAAUGUAUUAGUUACAGGCUCCUUACAUUUAAUUGGGGCAGUUUUAAAAUUAAUCGAUCCUGAUCUACGAUUAUCUACAACAGUGGAAAAUGAAGUACAAAAUAUUAGUUAGCUAAAUAUUAUAUUG
Molecule: messenger RNA, 1524 nt
Organism: Chrysoperla carnea
Lineage: Eukaryota; Metazoa; Arthropoda; Insecta; Neuroptera; Chrysopidae
Product: folylpolyglutamate synthase, mitochondrial-like
Exons: 10
Coding region: 76-1509 (477 amino acids)
Biological process (GO): tetrahydrofolylpolyglutamate biosynthetic process
Cellular component (GO): cytosol; cytoplasm; mitochondrion
Molecular function (GO): tetrahydrofolylpolyglutamate synthase activity; ATP binding
Source: RefSeq, a predicted model, not a curated record